AUGGCAACCCCCCAACCCCUAGGCGACCGCUCCCAAAGCGACACCGCAUCCGUCUCCUCAAACAACCCCGAAGCAUCAGGCGAACUCACAGCAGUCGUAGACGACCUGCUCAACCAACUGAAUACCAAAUUCAACUCGAUAAGUAGCGAGUUGCUUUCAAAAAUGGAUGAUAUGUCAAGACGACUUGAUAAUCUCGAGGCUACGAUUCAGAGUGGGGAUGGGAGUAAAGGGAGUGGAUCGGGGAAAUGA
Molecule: messenger RNA, 249 nt
Organism: Bipolaris zeicola 26-R-13
Lineage: Eukaryota; Fungi; Ascomycota; Dothideomycetes; Pleosporales; Pleosporaceae
Exons: 3
Coding region: 1-249 (82 amino acids)
Biological process (GO): cellular heat acclimation
Cellular component (GO): cytosol; nucleus
Molecular function (GO): transcription corepressor activity
Source: RefSeq, a predicted model, not a curated record